UGGCCAGAACGCAAUAAAUUGAAGCUGUUUAGUCGGGUGAGCAUCGCCAAUUGCUUGUUGCAUUCAAACGCAUUCCAAUUAUAACGAUGUUCGCCGUGUUGUGCGUCGUCGUGGGCGAGGAUGGUCCUUUCCCGGUAAACACUGCAGCUCCAGCCACUGUGGGGGGUCUCAACCAGCUGAUCAAGACAGACAACCACAGAACCAUCACCUGCGACGCAAAGGAUCUGCAGCUGUGCCGCGUGGAAGGGCUGAUGCAAGAUGACGACGAAACGCCUGGGCAUGAAACGAGCAUCCUUGGAUGUUUUAAAGCGGCGGCAACGUCGUUGAUAUGGUUCAACACUGCCAAUGUGGCCCCCACGGGAAAGAUUCACAUUUUGGUGGUCAAUGGACUAUGA
Aphanomyces astaci is the source of this 395-nucleotide messenger RNA. RefSeq lists its product as hypothetical. Bases 87 to 395 code for a protein of 102 amino acids. The transcript has a single exon. Lineage: Eukaryota; Oomycota; Saprolegniomycetes; Saprolegniales; Verrucalvaceae. The record is from RefSeq and is a predicted model, not a curated record.